ACAGAAGGCGGUGCUUAUUAUCCAACAUGGCGGUCUAGAUGUGGUUCUUUGGCCUGUAGGAAGAAGACCAGAGAGAGCUAAUUUCCCCACUUCUUUUGUUUUGUUGUCGCGAACUUGGUGGAAAAACACACUCGUGUCUGAGAUAGAAUAAAAUGGACAUGAAGAAGAAGGUCAACUUGGAGCUGAGGGACAGAAGUCCAGCUGAGGUGUCUAUGCUGGCGGUGGACAAGUGCCUUUCAAGCGAUGGUGAGGUCCAAGGAGUGACGGAGGAGUUCAAAGGUCUGGAGGUUCUCAGGAUGGUCAAUGUGGGCCUCAAGUCGCUGUCCAAACUGCCAUCACUCCCCAAACUACACAAGCUGGAUGUGAGUGAUAACGCCAUCUGUGGUGGUUUGGAGGCACUGGCCGAGAAAUGUCCCAAUUUGGCUGACAUCAACCUGAGUGGAAACAAGAUCCGCGAAGUGGGCGCCAUCGAAGCUCUGAAAAGUCUGAAGAACCUGAAGACCUUGGACUUGUUCGGUUGCGAGGUGACCACGCUGGACGACUACAGGGACGACGUCUUCCGCCUGCUGCCUCACGUCACGUUCUUGGAUGGCUAUGAUCGCCACGACAACGAGGCACCUGACUCCGAUAACGACCAGGACGAUGGCGCAGGUCCCCACGGAGAUGAUGACGAAGACGAGGAGGACGAAGACGAUGUCUCAGAGGAAGAUGAGGAAGAGGUGGGGCUGUCCUACCUGAUGAAGGAGGGCAUCCAGGACGAGGAAGACGACGGAGACUACGUUGAGGAAGAAGAGGAUGAGGAGGAUGAAGAAGAUGGAGACGAAGAGGCGGUCCAAGGGGAGAAGAGGAAGAGAGAUGACGAUGACGACGGAGAUGACGAUGACGAAUAGUUGAAGACCCCGCCCACCAUUUGGGUGGCUCCGCCUGCUCAGAGGGACAGUGAUCAGCUGGUCCUGGUCUGUGUGGGUCCUGGUCUGUACAUAGAACUUUGAAACUUUGUCCAGUUAAUUUUUUAAAAUGUUAGUUUUACGGCAGCAUCGUGUGAUCACAUGACAUGGUUUUGGAAUAAAAGCGAAAGAAUGACUU
Messenger RNA from Dunckerocampus dactyliophorus (ringed pipefish), 1086 nucleotides. Its product is annotated as acidic leucine-rich nuclear phosphoprotein 32 family member E-like. The record is from RefSeq and is a predicted model, not a curated record. The transcript is spliced from 7 exons. Gene Ontology annotation, molecular function: histone binding; phosphatase inhibitor activity. Gene Ontology annotation, biological process: regulation of apoptotic process. The coding region runs from base 153 to 890 and encodes 245 amino acids. Gene Ontology annotation, cellular component: nucleus. Lineage: Eukaryota; Metazoa; Chordata; Actinopteri; Syngnathiformes; Syngnathidae.